AGUGGAGGUGACACCUCUGACAGCACACUGGGCCCCGACUGUCGGCCCUGCCUGUCGCAGGCCCUGCUCACAGCUCGAUGUCAGCUAUGAGGGCUUACCUGGUUUUGUCUGUGCUCUUGGGUUGGGGCUGCAUAGUUGGCCCUCAGUGGACAAAGGCACAGCAGGCAGGAACGCCACUCUCCAACCAGGAGUACCGCCAGUUUUUCAAGUUCCUGCGGAUCACCCUCCAAGCCAGCACUGCCUGCCAUCUCCGUGAGCUGUACGGCUGCCAGAACUCAUUGGUCCAGACACUGGACAAGUACGAAAACCAUGGAGUCAUCCCUCAAGGACCCGUAUGUUCCGAAAUGCCAGGAAAUCCUUUCUUCCCCAACUUCUGCACCUUUUCUUUUUACCGCUGUAUUAAGAAAAAGUAUUUUCUUAAGAGGAUUGCAUGCCCAGGAGAGAACAGCGCCAAGCUGAACCACGCACCAGGCACCAACGACAUUACCACGAGCAGUGAUGCCGUGUCAUCCAGAAGCGUCAACCCGCAGCCACUUUACCCCACAUCUCCUACAAGUACCCAUCCAGCUGGCUCCAGCCCUGACAUGGAAGUAUCUGUGACCUCCAGCUUCUUACCUGCUGGCCCAGAAGCCACAGAGGUGACAGCCAGUGGCCAGCAGCUGCCCAGCAGUGACAUCGAGGAUCUCCUUCUCAGGCUGCUAGAUAGCCAGGUGCAGAGCUCGCUGCAGACACUGAAGUUGCUGUUGUCCGUUGGGAAGGCAGUGAAGGAAGAAGAGUUGCAGGAGGCUGCUGCGAGGCUGCUGGAGGCCCUGAACAAUGCAAAUGUGGCUCAGUAGCCAAACAAUUGACAUGAGUCAACAGUGUGGGAAAUUACAGGGGAAAAGCCACCUC
Molecule: messenger RNA, 891 nt
Organism: Empidonax traillii (willow flycatcher)
Lineage: Eukaryota; Metazoa; Chordata; Aves; Passeriformes; Tyrannidae
Product: acrosin-binding protein-like
Exons: 4
Coding region: 78-836 (252 amino acids)
Cellular component (GO): acrosomal vesicle; nucleus
Source: RefSeq, a predicted model, not a curated record